CAUCUCCUGCUCUGACUGCAGCUGGGAUGGACUGCUGCGCGAGGACUGGGCCGCCUGUGAGUGCUUUGGGACGGGGUUGGGGCCCACAGCAGCACCCGCUCCUCGCUGAGAAGAGUAAGAACGAUACGUGCUUCACGUCAGAGUCUCCAAAAGUCUCCAAUAACACCAGAAAAAAUCGCUAGAUUUGUCACUAGUAGCUUAUUCGAAAAUGUGUCGCUAGAGGGGUCUGAAUACUCGCUAAAUAUAGCGACAAAGUCAUACGUCAAACUACAUGGUGUUAGGAACUUGUAGUCCUUUCUGUCACCGACCUGCUGAUCGCCCCUCCCCAUCGCUCUGAUUUGCUCUCUCGUGCUGCGGAUCAAAGGGGCGCUCAGGACACUGAACAUAGUUCAUACAGUAAAUAUUGGAGUUUUCUCUGCCGGCUGUGCUGUCUCGAUGAGAGGAAAGGCUAAUGCAAGCGAUAAAAACCUCAAGGACUGAGCACCAAACCAAGGGGAAAGGUUUAGAAUAGCUGCUUCUGCAAAUAUGGAUGAUCUAAAGCACCAAGUUAUGAUAAAUCAGUUCGUUCUGACUGCUGGAUGCGCGGCAGACCAAGCAAAACAGCUUCUACAAGCAGCACAUUGGCAGUUCGAGACUGCAUUGAGUGCCUUUUUUCAAGAAACCAAUAUUCCAUACAGUCACCAUCAUCAAAUGAUGCACACUCCAGCCAACACACCAGCAACACCUCCUAACUUCCCAGACGCCCUGGCCAUGUUCUCCCGCCUCAAGGCCUCAGAGAGCUUCAACGGCAGCAGUCCCAUAGCCUCCAUGGCGACCUCUCCUCCUCAGGUGAACUGGGCCAUGGGCCCUUCUGCCCCAGGUCAGACCCAGCAGGGCCUGUGGACUCCUGGGCAGCUGUCCUCUCAGGUGCCUCCCCCUGGGUGGCCCCAAGCCGUCACUCAGCAGGCCUCCAGUGAACAGGCCAGCGUCGCCAUGGAGGCAGAGAGAUGAGAGCACUGCAGGGGCCUCGCAAUAACAAGAGGAACCAAUAUUGGGCAGUCCUCUUUGACAAAGUGAGAAAUGAAUUGGCUGAAAGGGAAAGCAGAAAACCAAGCAAUGUUGUGGACAUGCACUGAGGACAGAAAGGAGGAGCAUACAGCUUAUGAGCAUACAGCUUAUGAAGAUUCACAUGACUCCACAUUGUAAAAAUCUGCAGACAAUUUUAGUUAGGAAUAUGUAGAUUUUUUUUUUCAUUGAUCUGAAACCAGAGACAAAGAUGGACUUGUAUGACUAGUUGCGAAGAAGGAUCUUGUUGUACACACCGAUGUAUAUGACAGUGUCAUAAUCUUUCCUUUGUCUUUCUGGAGUUGUGUCAAUGAACUGGAUGCCUUUGCUACUGGGGGUGCACUGCAUAAAUAACAUCAUUCUUCUUUAGUUUUUAACCAGUGUAAGUGUGUGAAUAUCAUGUGUUCUAGUAUUCUAAUGUGCAUAGAAACCAACUUGGAUCUGCUUUUUCAAACAUUGGGUAAUGACUUUGACUGUCCCACUCACACAAUCAAGGAACACCAGCUAACCAACUAUGUUUAAGCAACUUUACAAACUGCUCCUCUUUAUAGACAGUGUGUCUGUCUGCAUUGAAUGCUAAAGGAUGUUAUACUUCAAUCACGGUUCAGUGUUUUUUGUAUGAUUUUGUUUUCAGCCACUAGUGUUCGGAGGAAAAGUGAGAUUAAGGUUUCUGUCAGAGCUAGACUUCUUGCUUGAUAUUCCAGCUGUGCACCCUCUCUAAGUAGCAGACAGCUAUUUCAUGAUACAGUGUUGUUGUUGUUGCUUAAGAUGGAAAUCAGCAUAUUAGGGGAAAAUAAUAAAGAUGAGCAAAAAUAAGAAAAAAACAGCAUAUUUUGUGAUGCUGUCUCAGGAACUCUCGGUUUAAAAAUGUUUGGUCUAGGCAACUGAUAAUAUUUUUUAUUGUGUACAAUGGAAUUAAUAUUGUAAUUGAAAAAAACUGACAAAUUCAGAGAAGGCCCCAUCCAAACAUUUUCUAUUCUACGAUCUGUUAAUCUGAUAAUCACACUCUAGUUUUAUUCGGCACAUUGGUUAAUCUGAACACACGCCUGUUCCUCAAUGUUUUCCAUGAGACAGCUACCACAACAAUGUUGUGGAUUACCAGACAAUUAACUAAAUUUUUUGUGUUUCUGAAUAAAUAUUGUAUGUAUUACACUGCAUUAGA
This is a messenger RNA of Coregonus clupeaformis (lake whitefish), 2206 nucleotides long. Its product is annotated as UBA-like domain-containing protein 1. The transcript has 3 exons. The record is from RefSeq and is a predicted model, not a curated record. The coding region runs from base 526 to 990 and encodes 154 amino acids. NCBI's taxonomy places the organism in Eukaryota, Metazoa, Chordata, Actinopteri, Salmoniformes, Salmonidae. Gene Ontology annotation, molecular function: protein binding.